This is a messenger RNA of Cydia strobilella, 1160 nucleotides long. RefSeq lists its product as uncharacterized. NCBI's taxonomy places the organism in Eukaryota, Metazoa, Arthropoda, Insecta, Lepidoptera, Tortricidae. The transcript is spliced from 5 exons. The coding region runs from base 16 to 543 and encodes 175 amino acids. The record is from RefSeq and is a predicted model, not a curated record.
UGUAUUCGCCCAAGGAUGGAAUCAAAGCGGUCUUGUUCAUCAACCGUGUGCUGCGGAGCGCCGGUGGAAAAAGGAUGCUUCGUAUUCGCCAUCAUAAAUACCGUAUUGUGCCUCGCAGCGUCCCUUGGCAGUUUGGCCUUCCUAAUCUUCAUCCUAUACGAGUGGUUCUCAGAUUCCCGAGGCUCCAACGACAUGGUGCUAGUGUACCUGUUCACGGGAAUGGCUGCGGGUUGCUGUGUGGGCAGUUCCUUAGCGCUCACGUUCGCUGUAGUGCUAGUUGUAGGAAUUCGCAGAGGCAACAAGGACUACGUGAUGGCGUACCUGAGAUACGGCAUUGCCGUGGUGGUCCUGAGCGUGUUGGGGUGCCUCGCGUUCAUCGGGCUGGAGUGGGGGGAAACCGAUCUCAUGAUGUACGCUUUGAUUUCUCUCGGGGUUUGCGUUAUGUACUCUUUGAUGCUGAUCCCCGUGUACCAGACCUACGUGGUAUUCUCAAAAAGCACGCCCACCACACACGCGAGACUGAUCAACAGCUAUGAUUUCUGAAGACCAUCUAAAGUCUGACCUGAAGGAUGCAAAAACUCUACGCUUGCAUCUGACUCCCUACCACGAAAAACGAAAAUUCAAAUUUCGUUAUCUGCCUCUCUAUCGCUCUUGCAUAUUUGAUCGAAGGUGUAACAAUGUGGGACAUCAAUCUGAACCUAUCUGUCGAAGACAGAUAUAGCCCCGUAAUUAGAUGGAUACGGUCUAAGGAAAAAACGUGCCUCGAAAAUCAAGAAAAUUUGAUUCUCGAUCAGAUGACGCCGCUACCUUUGGCCUUCGGAUAGAUGGCGUUGACGGUUUCGUUUAUUUAAAAAUGUUAACGCAUUCAGUGAAAGAACAUGGGUCAAAAUCAUAUAAAAAUAAUUAAUGCAAAUAAAAAAAAUCAUUUAUCCAUAUAAUAUAAGUACAUUUUAUCGUAUUUUUAUACAUCUUCAUUAUUAGUUUAAAAAAAAAAAUUAUAUUGUUUAUAUUGUUUAAAUUUCAUUCGGUUUAAAAUUCAUUCGAUAACGAGACGUGACGCGCGUUUGCGUUAAGUCUCAUAUAUGUAUGGGAUUUUGAGUUUCCAAAACGUCCCGCUUGGUGCGCUGUUCAAGAUCCCAUACAAGACGUACUUCCUUCAC